Messenger RNA from Cheilinus undulatus (humphead wrasse), 918 nucleotides. Its product is annotated as odorant receptor 131-2-like. The record is from RefSeq and is a predicted model, not a curated record. Gene Ontology annotation, molecular function: G protein-coupled receptor activity. Bases 1 to 918 code for a protein of 305 amino acids. NCBI's taxonomy places the organism in Eukaryota, Metazoa, Chordata, Actinopteri, Labriformes, Labridae. The transcript has a single exon. Gene Ontology annotation, biological process: G protein-coupled receptor signaling pathway. Gene Ontology annotation, cellular component: membrane.
AUGGCUUACAAUAAUUCUCAUGUUGGUAGCGUAUCCCUCAUGGAAGGGCUUAGUUUCAAAAUUAUUUUAGUUCAGGUUUUGGUGAUAGUUUUCCUUGGCAUCAACUUUAUGCUGCUCUCAACCUUUUUUAUGAAGGAGGUCUUCUACACAUCUUUGCGCUACAUCUUAUUUGCUGUUACAUUGCUGUCUGAUUGUGCAGUUUUGCUUCUGACGGGUAUACUUGCCAUCUGGACCAGAUUUCAUUUCACCGUGCCUGUAUGGCUGUGUCUUAUCAUAUUUAUUUUGGCCACUGUAUACACUUUAAUCACGCCGUUUACGCUGACAGCAAUGACCAUAGAGCGUUAUGUAGCCAUCUGCAUGCCCCUGCGUCAUGGAGAGCUGUGCUCCACACGCUGCUCACUGCACUGCAUCCUCAUCAUUCACGGCCUCAGCUCUAUUCCCGUUAUUGUUGAUCUCGCCAUCUUCUGUUUAUCAGUGCCUCUCAGCUUUUAUAAAAAAGCAGUGGACUGCAGGGCAAGGGUUUUUAUUUUGUACAAAUGGCAGGAGUAUAUUCGAUCUGCUAUAAAGCAGUUCUAUUUUUUGCUUAUGUGCAUUGUCAUUGUAUUCACUUAUGCUAAAAUCAUGAAAGCAGCCAAAGCUGCAUCAGGAGAGAAUAAAAAGUCAACAUGGAAAGGAUUAAAAACUGUAGUCCUUCAUGCUUUCCAGCUGCUGCUCUGUCUCAUCCAGCUGUGGUGUCCAUUCAUAGAGGCUGCUGUCCUUCAGAUUGAUUUCAUGUUGUUCAUUCAUCUUAGGUUUUCUAACUACAUUCUUUUCUAUCUUGCUUCAAGAUGCCUGAGCCCUCUUAUUUAUGGUCUCAGGGAUGAGUUGUUUUUCAGUGCAUUGAAAUACCAGCUCUGUGGCUUGCACAACACUAGUUAA